AGGGACGCAGCAAUGGAAGCUAGCGACGAAAAUGGAGAAAGGAGCGGCUCCACAAUGCAGGAGCGACUUCAGAGACGCCACCAGGCGAGGAUAGAAGAUGCUGAACGGCGGAAAGAAAGCAAACGGAGCCAAACUGUCGCCGAGGAGAAAACUGAGUAUUUCGUCAGCACCUUUAACUCGGAGCGGGCGGUUAUCGAGGAGCUGCUGUCCGGCUGCUCCGGAGCUAACCGGGCUGAUGUCACCCAGAAACUGGAGGAGACGACAGCCAAAAUUGCUCAGCUGCAGAAGUUUCUCAACGACCACAUGUUUGUUUUAUCCCAGUACCAGCUGAAGACUUCCCAGGCUGCCCUUCAGAAGCUCCAAGCCUCCCUCGCUGACAUCAGAGAAGAAGCUCUGCCCAAGAAGAAGUUCGCCUUUCGGACUCGCGCUAAAGCUGCAGAUAACGUCCCUGCACAGGUGACAGAUAGGCCUUCCCCUGCUGAUUCAGGCAUCAUCAGGGUGGAUGGAUCUCCAGCCUCUGAGCAGUGUGGCUUCUCCAAAAUGAGCAAUGAGUUUCUAACCAAGACAGCUGAGGAAAUCCAAAACCGAGAUGUGCUGUUGACUCAUCUGACCAACUGUAAGGUUCGUCUGUUCGGCUCCCCAAGCACUCUGCACCUGAAACACAUCGAGGGCUGCGAGAUCCUGUGCGGACCUGUAGCUACUUCUGUGUUUGUAGACCACUGCAGGAACAGCGUCCUGGCCUUCCCCUGUCAGCAGCUGCGGACCCACAACACCACCGACACCCAGGUGUACCUGCACGUCACCAGCCGAGCCAUUAUAGAAGACUGCCGUAGGGUGAGCUUCGCCCCGUUGUCCUGGACUUACCCCGACAUGGAGGAGGAUUUCUCUGUGUCUGGCCUGGACCAGGACAGAAACAACUGGAGCCAGGUGGAUGACUUCAACUGGCUCGCAGCAGGGAUACCGUCCCCAAACUGGACUGUUAUACCAGAAGAAGAUAGAAAAACCACCUGGGACCCUUAAAAUUUAAAGCUAUUGUCUAUCAUUUCAACAUGGCACUUUAAGCUUCAUAACUCACUGGAUCUAGAAUGUUUCAACUUUAAAACCACUCUUGUGGCAAAGCUUAAAAAAUCAUUCCAGAUGAAUAGAUUUUAGUCACAACUAGUGAAAACUGCAUCUCUUUGUUCUACUGCAUGUGUUGAAACCU
This is a messenger RNA of Nematolebias whitei (Rio pearlfish), 1204 nucleotides long. It is a transcript of the gene tbcc, whose product is annotated as tubulin folding cofactor C. Lineage: Eukaryota; Metazoa; Chordata; Actinopteri; Cyprinodontiformes; Rivulidae. Bases 13 to 1020 code for a protein of 335 amino acids. The record is from RefSeq and is a predicted model, not a curated record. The transcript has a single exon. Gene Ontology annotation, biological process: post-chaperonin tubulin folding pathway; tubulin complex assembly. Gene Ontology annotation, cellular component: cytoplasm. Gene Ontology annotation, molecular function: tubulin binding.